AAGUAAAUGCAUUUCUACAUACAAAUGGUUUUACUCAGUUCCACUUUCUAGUAGGUACAAUGAAAAAUUUUACUUAUUCUUGUUGUUUGUUGCUUUUAACAGUCUUUGUUACUGGGGAAGCAUCUGAUGAAUGUGACGAUCCAAAUGCAUAUUAUGAUAGUUGUGGUUCGGCUUGUCCACCUACAUGCCAAAUUCGACGACCUGGGUACUGCAUUCAAGUCUGUGUUGCUGGUUGCUUUUGUAAAAAGGACUUUACACUCGAUGAAGAGUCGGGAAAAUGCGUGAAAUGUUAUUCUUAAUGUACAGCAAAUAAAAAAAAUUAAUAUUUUA
Anoplophora glabripennis (Asian longhorned beetle) is the source of this 330-nucleotide messenger RNA. RefSeq names its product chymotrypsin inhibitor-like. The coding region runs from base 60 to 299 and encodes 79 amino acids. Lineage: Eukaryota; Metazoa; Arthropoda; Insecta; Coleoptera; Cerambycidae. The record is from RefSeq and is a predicted model, not a curated record. The transcript has 2 exons.